GUGAAAGCAUAAUUAACACUGAAAGAUAUAUACAGAUCUUAGAGCAACAUAUGCUGCCUUUCAGACACCUCUUGUUUAUUUCAACACAACAAGAUGCCACGAUCUGCACGUGUUACAAUAGCAUGGCUGCAUAGAGUGCAGGUGCUAGACUGGCCUGCCUGCACUCCGAAACUGUCUCCCAUUAAAAAUGUGUCUUAUUAAGCUUAGGAUAUGACAACAAAGGCACUGUGAUGGGUGUCACUAGAGAUUCAUGGAAAGGGGAGCUAAGCCUGUACUAGAUGGGUCUGAAGGUAUGGUACUCCAUGAAAUUUUUUUCAAUGGCCCCAAAAUGUCUGUUUAUUAUUAACUUUUAGAGUAGGAACACAGAAAAUUUAUCAAAAAUAGCUAUUUGGUCAAAUUGGCACACAGUAGAUCUAUAACUUUGUAGUUUGUAUUAAGCACAGAGCUAGUAUGACAAACACUACAUUCAUCCACUAACAACAGGCAUGAUGUAAAGCAAAGGUACUGAAGUCACAAAAUGCUAUCUCCAAGGUUCUAACUAUAUUAUUCAAAUGCACAGAUUAUAGAUCAGUUCAGUCUUGGUGCAAUCUACAUUUUAUGUAUCGUUAGUAAGUUUCUGGUAGCACAGCAGAGGCAAUGCUGCAUUAGAGCAGCAGCAGCACCUCCCCCAGGUCAUGCCCUGUUAUUACAAUUUAUAGUGAAUACAGUGAGAAUUUAUAUUGAGAAUAAACUAUAGAUGAUCUGAACUGUACAUAAUGUAUGUUUAUUUGGGGAGGAGGGCUAAAUAACAUAGCAUAGCUAUUUGGUCAAAUUGGCACACAGUAGAUCUAUAACUUUGUAGUUUGUAUUAAGCACAGAGCUAGUAUGACAAACACUACAUUCAUCCACUAACAACAGGCAUGACGUAAAGCAAAGGUACUGAAGUCACAAAAUGCUAUCUCCAAGGUUCUAACUAUAUUAUUCAAAUGCACAGAUUAUAGAUCAGUUCAGUCUUGGUGCAAUCUACAUUUUAUGUAUCGUUAGUAAGUUUCUGGUAGCACAGCAGAGGCAAUGCUGCAUUAGAGCAGCAGCAGCACCUCCCCCAGGUCAUGCCCUGUUAUUACAAUUUAUAGUGAAUAUAGUGAGAAUUUAUAUUGAGAAUAAACUAUAGAUGAUCUGAACUGUACAUAAUGUAUGUUUAUUUGGGGAGGAGGGCUAAAUAACAUAGCAUAGCUAUUUGGUCAAAUUGGCACACAGUAGAUCUAUAACUUUGUAGUUUGUAUUAAGCACAGAGCUAGUAUGACAAACACUACAUUCAUCCACUAACAACAGGCAUGACGUAAAGCAAAGGUACUGAAGUCACAAAAUGCUAUCUCCAAGGUUCUAACUAUAUUAUUCAAAUGCACAGAUUAUAGAUCAGUUCAGUCUUGGUGCAAUCAGACAGAGUGAUUUUGUUCUGUAGGCAUAUGUAAUAGGUGACAGAAUUUUAUGGUCAUAGUGAUAAAUACAUUUUUUCUGUCGAUUGAAUUCAGUAAGUUCAAUCAAAUUAUGUGCUUAAAGCUUAAACAACUCUCUCUCGGUUUCUUCUUAAUCUCUGAUCUCCAUCAAAUCUGCUCCUUCAGCUUCUUUCUCUCUCUCUCUCCCUGUGUUUAGUAAUACAUUCAUUUUUAUUAAACUCAGAUUUAUAAGAACUCAGCGAUAUAAUGAGAGAUGAAUCAAUUCUUUUCUCUUUUUUUGGUUUUAACUGGUAAACAUCUCAUCUGACUGGCCUCUAAAUUUCCAUCUACAAGUUGAGGAAUAAUAAAUAUUAAGAGAAAUUUAAAAACAAAGAAUAUAAAGAGGUGUCAAUAACGUUUCUAUCUCUGUUGCACAUUCACACUCUGAAACUCUCACCAUAAGGUGAAGUUAAACUAGUUGGCUUGUCAGCUAGCUAGUUAAUGUUAGUGUCAGCUUAACCCCAUUUUUUUGCCUCAUGUAAACCCAAAGUUAGCUAGCUAACAAGCAACCAAGUAAAAAACACAAUAGCCAGCUAUACUGACCAUAAUUUGCCACAAAUCCAUAUUGUAUAUGGGUAUUUUUGCUCUUGUAACUAUUUACUGUUUUACUCGGUGUAUUAGAUUUUAAAUAAGGUUUAAUGUUUACUUUAGUGAACUUUUUGUUGACUGAUGUUCCUACAAACUGUAUAAAGGACUUUGCAGAGAUCGUAAAACCAGACACCCUCCCUCAGGUCUGAUAUGAUUGGCUUACAACUUACGAGGUCUUAUAGUGAUUGGCUUACAACUUACUUUGUCUGAUAUGAUUGGCCGAGCCAGCGGUUCUACAUUUUAUGUAUCGUUAGUAAGUUUCUGGUAGCACAGCAGAGGCAAUGCUGCAUUAGAGCAGCAGCAGCACCUCCCCCCAGGUCAUGCCCUGUUAUUACAAUUUAUAGUGAAUAUAGUGAGAAUUUAUAUUGAGAAUAAACUGUAGAUGAUCUGAACUGUACAUAAUGUAUGUUUAUUUGGGGAGGAGGGCUAAAUAACAUAGCAUAGCAUAACAUAGCCUAGCAAUGCCCAUACCCUGUACAGUUGCACAGAGAAAGACUUGUAUAACACAAGAAUAAAAUAUACUUUCGAAACUGAAUCAUGUUGUGUCUUCAGCCCCAAAUGGUUAUUAAGUUUUGUUAAAAGAAAAGGUGGUGUAGCACAGUGGUAAACAUGAUCCCAUCCCAACUUUUUUGGAAAAUGUUUUACGCAUCAAAUUUGAAAUGAGUGCAUAUUUACAGAAACAAACAAACAAAAAAAAACAUAAGGUCGGAUUUGAUAAUUACUGCUUUCUGGUUUUACUGGCAUUUAACAUACUCUAUUUUUUAUUUAUGGAAUUGGGUUUGUACUUAGUAAUAGGUGGAUGGUUUUAUACUUGAGUUUUUCAUAUGAUAAUACUUCUAUGCGAGUAGGCCUAUAUGUGUGAGAGAAAGAAUAUACUUGUUACUCAGCUACGUUGGAGACAUGCACAUUUACCUUUUUUUUCAUUCUGCUGGUGACAGCACUUGGGCCACAUUGUUGUUGCUUAGCAUUUUAUUUUAAACCAAGAGGAUCCCAAAAAGAGAAAUAUUUUCACAGCACUUCUAAAGGGAACUCAGUUCUUGUAGGGGUUAUUGGACGUGAUGUUUAUUUACUCCAACUCAGGUAGUUUUUGGUAGUCUUUUACUGAGACUUGAGUAGUUAGUUAAUAGAAGUGACGACACAGGAUUAUUUUGAUCCUUUGUGGUCGUCUAAGCAUCGAACCUAACAUAAAAAUACCUCAGUCAUUUCCUCUGUCCUUAGGUGUUUAAAAACAAUAUAAAAGAAUUACCGUACUGAGAUAUAAGGUCGUGUCAUUGAUCUUUUUAUGGGGAUAACACAGCAUGGCCAUAGUUUACAUCCAUCCUUAAGAAUCGUUGUUAUUAGGCUUCUGAUUAAUCAUGGUUAGUUUAGACUGGUUCAUGAAGAAAAAAUGACAACAUUAAAAUGAUAUACAAUGCUAUAUAUAAAAUACCUGACACUUCUGGUGGGCGUUACCAGAGAGCGUGUGGGGUUAUCCUAAUGGUAGAGGCGGGGUUUGGGAUAAGCGCGUGACGUCAACCCCUCCGCCUGCCGAGAGCGAAACAAACAUGGCGACAGAGUGGAGUGGACAGGGAUGUAUGCUAACUUUAGUCGUUUUCCUUUGGAGCUCUGUCGGCGGGCGGACGGAGGCAGUGAGCGUCAGCGGCAGCCAGAUAUUGGGCAUGAGGCUAGAGAGGAGCGACAAGCCGGCCACCACGACGGAAGACGGCGUCAUUCAGGUGACGGAGGAGAGCAGCGUCCAGCUCAGGUUUUACGGGCUGCAGCUCAGCUCCGAGUCGUCCGCGCACAUCAGGUUCACGGAGCACGGAGGAGACGGCGGGGACGGAGCUGUGGACACACGCGCGCCUAACAGGACUUGUGUAGACUUUACCAAAGACAUUGGCGUGGGCGCCUACAUGAACGUGAGCGGUCGAGGCACCUCAGGUGUGGUGAGUGUGAGCAUUAAGCCGCUCCGUAAGACUGAGAAGGAGAGGGAGUACAGCCUGUGCGUCAAGGGUCCGGAAGAAGGGUGGUACCUGUUGUCCGAGAACGAUGGCAGGUUAAGGGUGGUGGAGGAGAAGACCUCUCUCCUGCCUCUUUGGCUUCAGAUCAUUCUGGUGGUCUGCCUGCUGGUCCUGUCGGGCAUGUUCAGUGGACUCAACCUGGGGCUCAUGGCCCUGGACCCAAUGGAGCUUCGGAUAGUGCAGAGCUGUGGCACAGAGAAAGAAAAGAGGUAUGCCCGCAAGAUCGAGCCCAUUCGCAGGAAGGGCAACUACCUGCUUUGCUCUUUGUUGCUUGGCAACGUGCUGGUCAACACCACACUCACCAUCUUCCUGGACGACUUGAUCGGCUCUGGCUUGGGUGCCGUGGUGGCAUCCACUGUUGGCAUUGUCAUCUUUGGUGAAAUUGUGCCACAGGCCCUUUGCUCUCGCCAUGGUUUGGCAGUGGGUGCAAACACCAUCCUGCUGACCAAAUUCUUCAUGCUCCUCACAUUGCCGUUGUCUUUUCCCAUCAGCAAGCUCCUGGACUAUGUGCUGGGGCAGGAAAUUGGCACAGUGUACAAUAGGGAGAAGCUGGUGGAGAUGCUCAAGGUGACUGAGCCGUACAACGACUUGGUGAAGGAGGAGCUCAACAUGAUCCAGGGUGCCUUAGAACUGCGGACCAAGACAGUGGAGGACGUGAUGACACCGCUGAACAACUGCUUUAUGAUCCGUUCCGACGCUGUGCUGGACUUCAACACCAUGUCCGAGAUCAUGGAGAGUGGCUACACACGCAUACCUGUUUAUGAAGACGAGAGAUCUAACAUUGUCGACAUCCUCUAUGUCAAGGAUUUAGCAUUUGUUGAUCCAGAUGACUGCACAACACUUAAAACUGUCACCAAGUUUUAUAACCACCCUGUCCACUUUGUCUUCCAUGACACCAAGUUGGAUGCCAUGCUAGAAGAGUUCAAGAAAGGUAAAUCUCACCUGGCCAUAGUGCAGCGGGUGAAUAAUGAGGGAGAAGGAGACCCCUUCUACGAGGUGCUUGGACUUGUUACGCUAGAGGACGUUAUCGAGGAGAUCAUCAAGUCUGAAAUCCUGGAUGAGUCUGAUCUCUACACUGACAACCGAAAUAGGAAGAAGGUAGACCCCAAUAAGAACAAGAGGGACUUCUCAGCCUUCAAGCAAGAAAGUGAAUCCAAGGUGAAGAUCUCUCCCCAGCUCCUCUUAGCAGCUCAUCGGUUCCUGGCCACUGAGGUGAGUCUCUUCAAUCCACUUCAAAUCUCAGACAAGGUCUUACUGCGAAUCCUCAAGCAUCCAGAUGUCAUCCAGGAGAUCAAGUUCAAUGAGAAUGACAAGCGCUCUCAGCAGCACUACUUGUACCAGCGUGGGAAGCCUGUCGACUAUUUCAUCCUCAUCUUGCAGGGCCGAGUGGAAGUGGAGGCAGGCAAUGAGAACAUGAAGUUUGAGACUGGCCCGUUUUCUUACUAUGGAGUCAUGGCAUUAACUACUCCGUGCUUGGCUGUCACCCCCCCUCUCUCCCCCUCUGUGGUGUCGCCCCGGCCGCGGCGCCUUUCUCUUAAGAGGUUUUCUCUGUUCUCUCGCUUCCCAGAGUUCCGCUCACCAUCGCACCUGAGUGGCCUGAACCGCUCUGCCUCGUUGAGCUGCACGGAGAGAGUGGACACACUGUCCAUCAGUGGCAGCAGUUCACAGCUCAAUAACACUCCCACACCUCAGUACAUUCCCGACUUCAACGUGCGCGCCCUCACUGACCUGCAGUUUGUGAAGGUCACCCGCGCUCAAUACCAAAAUGGCCUUUUGGCUUCCAAGUUGGAUAGUACCCCCCAGUCUCCAGAGAGCAAUCACACCCGACUGGACCCAGCUUCUCUAGCACCCCCAACACCUCCAACUAACUCCACGAUUCGCAUUUCAGCACCACUGGCACCCAAAGAGGGCCCAGAUGAGACCACCUCGCUGCUUAAUGACAAGAACAGCCUGUCCAACCAGCGGCCCAGUCACCCCCACCCUCAUAGCCACCCUCAGUCCUAUGCUAAUACCAACUCCAACUCUAACCUCAACCCUAACUCCAGCCCACACCUUCAACCCCACAGUCAUCCCCACCUUCAUAGUUAUUCUAGCUCGAACCCUCACACGCAUCCUCAUGCCCCAAUACACACCAUUUCUCACACCCAUGCACAUACUGAGAGCACAAUCUGACAAAUCAUUUCAGGAGCUGGUUGAUAACAAAGCUCCAGGGAGGACCACAUCCACACACACAUAAAAACGCAGACACAUAUAUCUAUAUAUACUCAAACACUUCCACACAUGCUCCUUGGCUAUCUACAGACUGUAUGCAAACCAAUACACAAGCACAUAGACAGAUGAACUUUGGGGUAGGGUUUUUCUAAUCCUGCAGGCAUGCCAUCUUUUCCUGCUCCUGUGCCCAGCUAGAUAGCACUUCACUAAACUGGUGUUCACAGCUACACAAAGUCUGUUUCAGCAUAUGUAUAUGUUGUGUAAAGACAAGUUUAAAUACUACAUACUCAGUUUGAGAUUAGGAGGCUAUGUCUGACUCAGUCCAUUGGUGGGUGAUGAGGACCAUUGCUAGAACUACUUUUGUCUACUGUCACUUCAGACAUUGCAUGGUGAACACAAAUACCCCUGAACACCCCUGUCUCAAAUAUGUUGAAUAAGUGUUUCUGUAGCAUGCAAAAGCCAAAAAUGCCUUAGAAAUCUUACUUGGGCAUUUUUGAAUAGCGACGUAACAAUGUUUCACUAGUAUAUAAGAGAUAAUUGCAAGAUGUGCACUUUUUAUAAUUUUAGAAUCCAGACCUAAAUGUUUGUAUGGUAUAUAGUUGUCAUUUUUUUUCCUCUCAGUUUUGAGGUUUUUGGACAUAUGACAAGAGAGCUCUUAAGCAUCAAUAGCCUUACGCUACUAUUGCCAAGAGCACUCCAUGGGAACUGUGGUGUCUGUGUUAAACUAACCAUGCCCCAUUUAGCACAAACAAUAUUCUUUUCAAAGAGAAAGUUACAUGUGGUCUGUUUUUGUAGUUUAUUGCACUUGAGUAUUUUCGUGCUUUCGCUCAAGGUUGAAAGCAGAUGUAAUACAAGCCAGGUUUCUUUGGCUUAUCACACUACAGUUUUGGAAUGUACGUACCUGUACAUGUUAAAACGAGGGAAAUUCUCUUGAACUAUGGUUAUGCAAAUAGCUUUAAAAAAAAAAACAAGUAGUGGUUUGAAAUAGUAUAAGCAGAUGGUACAUUUCAGAGAUCUGCCUGUUUUUAUUCGAUGACUCAAUCCAAGCAGAGGAGAUCCAACCACAGCCCAUAGACAUUAAGUACAUAUUAUGUUAUAUAAAUAGAUUAUAAAAUAUUUAUUUUUGCUUAAAUUAAUUUGUGUAUGUAUGAUUUACUUUGAAUUGUUUAUAUUUUAUAUGAUUAGAUUUUAAUAUUUGGACACAGCUGUCAUAUUUUCUUCAUUUGAAAGGAUACGAUCUGCCGAGAUAGUUCAGUACUAAAGUAGUUAACCUGCCACAGUUCUUUUCAACAUACAAACACUUCUUGAACACAUGAAUAUUCAUUUUUGCUGUCAAAGUUGUCAGAGACCUUCACAUGGAAAUGCUCUAAUAUUAGAAUUAGAAGUAGUAAAGUGGGAUACAAAGAACUAAGAAUACAUUCCAGGCCUUGAAAACAACUGUAGCUUUACUGGUGCUGAGACAGAAUCCACUGUGAAUCAACAUCAAACUGUACAUUUAUUGUACUGUAUUGUGCCCCCCCGCCACCAGACCAAAAGCUUUCUUGGAUAAUGGAAAUGGUUCUCCCUUUCUGAUGAAACUAAUCAUAAUGAAAUAUUGUAGUUGGUCCCCAUAGUGUUAUUGUAUUGCUCUAGCAUUGUAUUGUUUCCUGAUACAAUAGCUAUAGCAUGAGCAAACUCCUGUGGUUGCAAAGCUUGUUCUUUCUACUAGACCCAAAUUUCAGUUUAGGUGUUCAGCAGUUCCCAUUUCAUCACUUGGAAAUCAAAGGUUACUAUAAAGGGAGAAUAUUUGAAUCCUUGUCUUCAGUAUUCAUUGCCUAGAGUAGCCUCUGUAAUGUAGUUUGGUGCAUACCGAAAAAGCACCCCAGUUCAUACACUGUCCUGUUAGCCAACAAUAUGUUUAGGUUAAAAUGGCAAUUAAUUUCUCAAAUAAAUGAACGGCAUCAUUUUAUGUUGAACAGUUUGUUGUAUCUAUGUUGAACAGUGUAAAGUGGACUACUGUCCCAUGCUUCUGAGAUAUUUAUAAAAGUUUUGUUGCCUUCAUGAGAGGUCAAAAAAGAGAAGCAAUAGUUAGUUAUUACAGGGGUUUAACGUAAUGAUAUUGCACAAAGAGAGGAAAUGGCUUGGAUGUUACCUCAGUUGACGUUGCGUGUGUGUACAAUUAAGUCAAUAUUCCUUUCGGGUUUGAACCAAACUGUGUUUAGUUUUUUGUGAACAUAAUGUUUAUGACCAUGCAUUACUGUUUAACAUGACCAAAGUUACAAUGCCGCUUUCAAAUUCAUUGAUAAACACAAUGGCCAAAGCUUUUUGCACUUUGAUCUGCCUAUAUCUCCUUCAAUAAUAACAGAGGCGACCCUGCUUGCUAGCGGGGUUUGCAUUGUAGACAGAGACACUCCUGCAGCUCAGAACUAAUUAAAUUCCUUUGGGCUAGAGGUCCAGUCCAGUAAUCUCCUUUUAAUGUUCAUUGCCACUGCUCCUGAAUGACUUGUUGAGGUGUAACUGGCUUUUUCAGUACAGCGUCCUCAGUUUGAUGAUUUGUCAACAGUGGAGGUUAAAGAUUAUGAAUGUUUGCAGGAAAUGGGCCCAUUUUCCACUGUGCAUGAUUUACUUGUCAAUGUUUGCGGUCGUGCGUGUCAUAUGUUGGCCCAAUGGAACAACAAAAGGCCUUGUCCAGCAAACUAGCAUAGGUCUUUUGGCCACUAAGGUACCAUAUCAUUUCUAGAAACAUGCUUGUCUUCCAUGUACUUGCUGUGAAUUUGCCAUAGCAAACUUUCUUCAUUUUUACAAAAAGGAUGUUUUUUUCUUCCUUAAAGGGAAAAAAAGUGUUUCAAUUAUAGUUUUGUGAUGGAGACUGCCCCCCCACCCACCCAUAUGUUUGUUUUGCUGAGGGGUAGAUUUGAAGUGGCUUUCUUUUUACUAUACAAAUCACUGAGUCUGAUUAUUACUAUAUGAUCUGUGUUUCUCUUUUAAGGGAAGAAGAGUGUAACGAGCAAAUGUACUGUACCUCCAAUUAUCUUUGGUUGUUCUAUUUAAAGCAAUGUGUAUAUAGUGUUUUAUAAUAAAUGCUAGAGGAGUUCUGAUGAAUGACAAUAAAUCUGAGAGAUCUAUUUCUCUAUAAAAACAAA
Molecule: messenger RNA, 9396 nt
Organism: Colossoma macropomum (tambaqui)
Lineage: Eukaryota; Metazoa; Chordata; Actinopteri; Characiformes; Serrasalmidae
Product: metal transporter CNNM4
Exons: 8
Coding region: 3608-6235 (875 amino acids)
Biological process (GO): magnesium ion transport; magnesium ion homeostasis
Cellular component (GO): plasma membrane
Molecular function (GO): magnesium ion transmembrane transporter activity; sodium ion transmembrane transporter activity
Source: RefSeq, a predicted model, not a curated record